GCACGCGCGACGCCACUCCGCGCGCCACGGCCGCCGCGGUCGCCUGCCUGCACACCGCAACACGAGACUAGUUCGCGAACUUUACGCGUUUGUACGUAAUGCAUCAAGUAAUUAAGAGGUGUGCGUGGUGAUCGCGCGAUGCGGCGCUUGCCGCGCGACAGCGUGCGAUGAUCGCGCGGCGCACGCCAGCGCGCUAUCGUGUGCACGCGCGACGCUGCACGACCCUUAUGAUUUUAGCGCUGUGUUUCUUUACGUUUGUACCAGUUCAGUUAGAGCGUACAGCGGCCGUGGAUCGGCUGGAGAACGUGACACACACCGUGACACGGAUACUGGACGGAUACGAUAUACGACUACGACCUAAUUUCGGGGGCGAUCCGCUGUAUGUUGGCAUGGAUUUGACCAUCGCGAGCUUUGAUGCGAUAUCCGAAGUUAAUAUGGAUUACACAAUAACCCUUUAUCUGAACCAGUACUGGAAGGAUGAAAGGUUGGCCUUCGGUUUAAUGGACGAGGUCUUAACCCUCUCUGGGGACUUCGCUGAUAAGAUUUGGGUUCCAGAUACUUUCUUCGCCAAUGAUAAGAAUAGUUUCCUCCACGAUGUCACAGAACGAAAUAAGCUAGUCCGCUUAGGAGGCGACGGGAGCAUAACCUACGGGAUGCGCUUCACGGCUACCCUGGCCUGCAUGAUGGACCUUCACUACUACCCACUAGACAGUCAGAACUGCACCGUCGAGAUUGAAAGCUAUGGUUACACCGUAUCUGACGUCGUGAUGUACUGGAAAGAUACCCCAGUGCGUGGAGUGGAGGACGCUGAGUUACCGCAGUUCACGAUACUUGGUUAUGAAACCAAUGACAGAAAGGAGAAGUUGGCGACAGGCAUCUAUCAGCGUUUGUCACUAAGUUUCAAGCUGCGACGAAACAUUGGUUACUUCGUGUUUCAAACUUAUCUGCCAAGCAUCUUAAUUGUGAUGCUGUCCUGGGUAUCUUUCUGGAUUAAUCACGAGGCAACGUCUGCGAGAGUUGCUUUAGGUAUAACAACGGUGCUAACAAUGACUACAAUAAGCACGGGCGUAAGAAGCAGCCUGCCCCGCAUUUCGUACGUGAAAGCCAUCGACAUAUACCUCGUCAUGUGUUUCGUAUUUGUGUUCGCCGCAUUGCUCGAGUAUGCAGCCGUUAAUUACACCUACUGGGGCGCUAGGGCAAGGAAACGGGCUAAGUUAAAAAACAGAGACCUAUCAGCUAGUACUAGUGUGGAGAAGGAUUUGAAAAGCUCUGGAGGGUCCCGGUCACCUGAAGAAAUAAUUGCCCUUCGCGAGUAUACGCCAACCUCGGGUAGGGUUUCGCCACUCCUGAGCCUGCGAUCAAAGCCUCUGCCGCCUGCCACUGGUGCUCCGCCAUCAUUGCGCCUACAGAGGGACCACACAAACCUUCGAUAUAGAACCCGACCGCACUCAAGGAAUUCUAGAAACGGCGCAACCAACAAACCUCGUGUGAUGCACGCCCUUCGGAAAAGCGCCACAGUUAUAAAAGCGUCGAUGCCAAAAAUCCGUGACGUAAACGUUAUAGAUACGUAUUCACGUGUCAUCUUCCCAAUAUGUUUUCUUAUCUUUAACGCUAUAUAUUGGGUCUUCUAUGUAAUCGAUUAGACUAACCAAUGACACUUUUGCGGCCCCAGUAACUAUUAGGUAUGAAGAUGCUAUGACGUAUUUUUCCCUCUCCUUGGGUGCGUUGAGAAACACAAAAUCCUUUAGCGUAAUGGUGGAGCAAAGAUUAAUGGUUUUCGGUUUCUGAUUCGAACUGUAAAUAUAUUGCUACGUAGUACCUAAAUAUAAAACAAUAUUCAAAUUUAUAAUUCACAUACUUAAUCAAUAAUUGCGAAAUUAUAUUAAUUAUAUUUUAUGUAUAUUGUACAUACAAUAAAAAAAAUAUUAUAAUAAAAAGAAUAUUCAACCUCUUUGUAAAGAAGUUAAAAUAUUAUCAUUAAGAGAGUCUAAUAAUGUGCUAACGAACUUUAAAUUUACCAAUAUACCUAUGUUGUCACAGACCAUGCUUACACUCAUCAUUAUUUAUAAUAAGAAUGCAAAUAUUAGUCGGUCACUUAAGAGCGUGUUUUGAUUUUACGUCAAGAAACAACGUGAUUUUGAGUUUUUUAAGAACAGUAUCAUAAUGAAUGUAGCAAAUUAUUCCAAGAUUAUCACGUCUAUGGAAAUAUUAAGUCUUAUUUUAGAGCACUACUAGGUAAAAUUAUAGUUAUCUAUUAUUGAUAGUUUUUCAGAGCAAAGGCAAUCUCGGCAUAGUUACACGAAAAUUUAUGUCAGCGUUAUAUUUUGGAGUCCCAGCAUUGGGAACUUGUAUAAAAAUAAUAUGAUGAUGAUGAUAAAUUAUCCGCUAUGGAGUAGAAUAAUAUACGUCAUCAAUAUAUGAACAUUAUAUUAAUACUGUAUAUCAUAAAUAAUUUGUUAUUUCAUUUUAAAAAUAACCUUGUCAUUUUAUUUUCAUAAGAAUCAAAUAUUAGAUAAGUUUGUUGUAUGGCUUAAUAAGAUUAUAUAGAUUUAAUUGUAUAAUACCUACCUUGCGAUGU
Molecule: messenger RNA, 2578 nt
Organism: Zerene cesonia (dogface butterfly)
Lineage: Eukaryota; Metazoa; Arthropoda; Insecta; Lepidoptera; Pieridae
Gene: Lcch3
Product: gamma-aminobutyric acid receptor subunit beta-like
Exons: 10
Coding region: 168-1643 (491 amino acids)
Biological process (GO): regulation of membrane potential; chemical synaptic transmission; monoatomic ion transmembrane transport
Cellular component (GO): synapse; neuron projection; GABA-A receptor complex
Molecular function (GO): extracellular ligand-gated monoatomic ion channel activity; neurotransmitter receptor activity; GABA-A receptor activity
Source: RefSeq, a predicted model, not a curated record